Perkinsus marinus ATCC 50983 is the source of this 333-nucleotide messenger RNA. RefSeq lists its product as hypothetical. The annotation marks the transcript as partial. Lineage: Eukaryota; Perkinsozoa; Perkinsida; Perkinsidae. The record is from RefSeq and is a predicted model, not a curated record. The transcript has a single exon.
GCCACACACAACCAGUCGGUGACUAUUAUAGGAGAGAACGAUGUGGUUUCCCAUAUUUUCGACACCCAUGCAGGGUUGGUUCAGACCAUCACUUGCAGUACCGAGCACCUUGCCAUGGUCGGCUGCCACAUGCUAGAGAACACUCUGUGCAACCUCAUACGCCACUGCAAAGGCUGCCACACUCGACAUGGUUUCGACUCUUGUCACUUCAAAUACGACUCUAAAAUCAUCAUGGCCAAUGUGGCUCGCAUGUUGGACGUUCCCUACGUCUCCUCAACUGCUCUGGAUGUUCGCACAAUACUGGAGUCUUCCCGCUACUAUAUCCUCGCAUUA